CCAAUUAAGGUAAACAGAACAGAGGUCUUUUACGCUGAUAAAUUAUGUAAGCUUGACUUGGAGAGUGUGAAUGAAAAA
This is a messenger RNA of Brugia malayi, 78 nucleotides long. The record is from the annotation of a RefSeq genome assembly. NCBI's taxonomy places the organism in Eukaryota, Metazoa, Nematoda, Chromadorea, Rhabditida, Onchocercidae.